AACAUUUUCAACAGCUACGACCUCUUCUCUUCCCGUUUGCAUCGCUUGCUUCAGCAUAUAAGUACAACCCAAAUGAACCUCCGACCUCCAUAACCAAACCCACUCCAAUUCUCUUUCAAUCCUCUCAAGAACCAUCAAAUUCACACCCUUGAACCACACACACAAAAGAUUAACAGCAACACAAGACUUGUCACCUUCAUUAAUGGCUGCUUUGCAAGCUUCCUCUCUCUUAGUUUCUUCUUCUUCUUCCUCUUUGGGUUGUUCUUCGAAGAGAACGAUCGCCGCUUCGAUCCAUGUCCCGAAGCCCUCAAAGCUCAGCCUUGCUGAUCCGAGCGCUGUGAUCACGAGGAAGCUAGUCGAGGAAUUGAGAACCAGGAAUGGUUACCCCUUCGCGGAGCCGCUACGGAUGGACGUCGCCCGGAAAGAUAGGGUUUUGGAGCCGCGCCUAUCGCCCAAUUCUUCUAUCGAUAAGACCGCAAAGCUCUAUGCAAUCUUGGAGGCCGUCGAAGAUAGAGUGGAGAUGCACGAUAACAUCGGUGAGCAGCGAGACAACUGGAACAAGCUCCUGUUGAACUCGGUCAACAUGAUGACUCUCACUGCCACAACCAUGGUGGCCAUGGCUGCGGCUGCGCCGGCUCCGUCGCUGAGAGCAUGCUCGGCUCUCUUGUUUACUGCGGCCACUGGGAUGUCACUCGUGAUGAGCAAAAUCCAGCCCUCGCAGCUGGCCGAAGAGCAACGCAAUGCUUCGAGGUUGUUCAAGCAGCUCCAGAGCGAGAUCAAGUCGAUUCUUGCGCUCCAAUCUCCGUCUGAGUCAGACGUAAAGGAGACGAUGGCAAAGGUUCUGGCCCUUGAUAGGGCUUAUCCGCUGCCUCUGCUCGGAGCGAUGCUCGAGAAGUUUCCCGCAAAAUUUGAGUCUGCCACAUGGUGGCCUAAGGUUUCCAACAACCGCCGCCAAUCCCGAGGACGGAAAAUCAUUGCGAACACCGAGCAAAAUGGAUGGAGCAAGGACCUAGAAGUUGAGAUGAGAGCGAUCGUCCAAGUCCUCAAGAACAAAGACAAGCAAGACUACUUGAUGCUUGGGAAUCUGGCGCUAAAAUUGAACAAGAUAUUGGCGGUUUCAGCUCCUUUGCUAACCAGCAUGGCCGCGGCUGGCUCGGCCUUCGGUGGCUCGACGGCCACGACGGUGGCGGCCAUCACGGGUGCGAUGGCAGCGAUCAUCAACGGCUUUGAGCAUGGAGGUCAAGUCGGCAUGGUCGUGGAGAUGUACAGAAACUGCACGGGGUUCUUCGGGCUAAUGGAAGAGACGAUCGAAGCAAUGCUCGAAGAGCGAGACUACAGCAAGAGAGAGAACGGAGAGAUGUUCGAGAUGAAGGUGGCGAUGAAGCUGGGCCGGAGCUUGUCGCAGCUCCGAGACUUAGCAAGAAAAUCAAUAGCUUCUUGCAUAGAAGGGACUGAGGUGGAUGAGUUUGGAAGCAAGCUUUUCUGAACUCCUUUGAACAAAGAUAUGCAGUGUACAUAUAAUACACGUACAAUGAGGCUCAUCAAACGUGAUACUUUCCUUCUUUAAUUCUUGGUGCAUAUUUCAUGUACAUUUUGUGGCAGAGAAAGAAAUAUGAUCCAAGUAUCAAAAUCACUAUUUCCCUUUUAAUUAUUGAAAUGGAUAUAUGCUUUGACCUUAGCUUAAUACAA
Messenger RNA from Syzygium oleosum, 1689 nucleotides. Its product is annotated as probable F-box protein At4g22030. The transcript has a single exon. Lineage: Eukaryota; Viridiplantae; Streptophyta; Magnoliopsida; Myrtales; Myrtaceae. The record is from RefSeq and is a predicted model, not a curated record. Bases 203 to 1486 code for a protein of 427 amino acids.